UACGAGGCGCGGCUUGAAGUUCAGAGGCUUGAAGGAGGAUUGUGGUCACAGAACCAUGCAGGGUCGAUGUGGGUUCUGCCGCAGACACUUCAAGAACUCUACAACUUACGACAGCUAUGUCGACUUCAAUCCAACGCCCUGGCCCGAGCUAGACAAUUGGUCGAGAGUGAGCGGAAUAUACCUCUGAAAGAGUUAAUGGAAAAUAUAGAGGCACCCAAAUGUGACCGGUGUGGAACAAAGGCACCAGACAUGGUCCUUGCUCUAUGUUUCCAUCGCUUAUGUCGGGAUUGUGAUGGAGCUGGAAUACCAGGCGCUUCCGACGAAAUGUUUCAAACCUGCAAGAUCUGCUCUCUCUAUGGUUUCCAGCGGCCCCGGAGCACUUGAUGUAUUAGCUACUGCUGUUGAGGUCGCUGCGUUGACCGGAAGUGACAUUGCCCUGCGGAAAGCGAUGCUUACGAGCGUGAAAGCAAACAAGAAGCGGUGGAUGUGGGAAGAUCAAUAACGGAGGAUCAUUAAGGUACUAUGUU
Aspergillus welwitschiae is the source of this 527-nucleotide messenger RNA. RefSeq lists its product as uncharacterized. The transcript has a single exon. The record is from RefSeq and is a predicted model, not a curated record. The coding region runs from base 67 to 384 and encodes 105 amino acids. Lineage: Eukaryota; Fungi; Ascomycota; Eurotiomycetes; Eurotiales; Aspergillaceae.